Messenger RNA from Triticum aestivum (bread wheat), 631 nucleotides. Its product is annotated as proteasome assembly chaperone 4. Lineage: Eukaryota; Viridiplantae; Streptophyta; Magnoliopsida; Poales; Poaceae. Gene Ontology annotation, biological process: proteasome assembly. The record is from RefSeq and is a predicted model, not a curated record.
AUCUAUGCAUGGAUAGGAUGCAACAGCUCGGCAAAGUUUGGCCAUUUAUAUGCUGCUGCAGCCACUCGGCCGGGUAAUGGAGUGAGCGUCACAUCUGUGCUUGGCGGAACAUCUGAUAACACUGGAUCAAGCAUGGCACGCCGCUUAGUGCUGAAGACAGGUCUAAAUAUAAUUUUAGCAUGUAACAUUCCGAAAGACAGCCCCAUGCUUGAGGCUGCUGCAGAGAGGAAACUUGUAGAGAAGCUGAGAAGUUUAGGCUAUAUCAGAUCCAUAACAGGAGAGGCUAACGCUCACGCUGAUGGAUACUUGUGAACUGUCAAGUCCCUCCUAGAGAAAGUCACUACCCUUAUGUGUUUGAAACAUUUCGAAUGAUUACGAAAGCUCAGCAGGGACUUACUGAGUGUAGGCAUGAUGAUCUGAAUUUUUUGUGCGCGACUAGGAACUGUCUCAUGUUCACAGAAUUAUCAAGCAUGUGGCAAAUAUCGCAUCCGGCAUGUUUUAUAUAUCUGCAUGUUCACAGAAUUUAUGCGUGAUCGACUAUUUCGGUGUCUCACCUGUGGAACCCUGCAUUGAGGCAUUUGUUGCUCACAGAAAUGAACUUUGCUGGUCUUGUUUGAGCGCUGCCGUCUAU